Centropristis striata (black sea bass) is the source of this 3832-nucleotide messenger RNA. Its product is annotated as leucine-rich repeat transmembrane neuronal protein 4. The record is from RefSeq and is a predicted model, not a curated record. Gene Ontology annotation, molecular function: protein binding. Gene Ontology annotation, cellular component: plasma membrane. Lineage: Eukaryota; Metazoa; Chordata; Actinopteri; Perciformes; Serranidae. The transcript is spliced from 3 exons. The coding region runs from base 809 to 2620 and encodes 603 amino acids.
GUAAUUUUUUUCUAUUAAUGCCUGUAAUAAGGACGUUUCAUGAGAUGUAUCAAAUGUUCAAAUAUAUGUUAAAACCGAGCAAACAGACUUCCUGUCCCUCUGCUGCAAUUAGUAUGCAGGCUCUGUUCACGAGGACAAUGAAGUGUACUUUGGUGUGGGCUGCAGAGAGUCACUCAGUGACCAGGAGAGGGCAUCUCAAGUCCUGAAACGAGCGCCAGAGAGCUCAGUAUAAUCCUCCAGCAACAUCAUUCCUGUUGCUAUACAACUGAUUUAUUCUUGAUGCCACGGUCAACGGCUCUAAUCCACAGCAGACUGCGCCUUUUCCCUCCGCUGCCCACAUCUCAAUCUGGAUACAUGCAACUUGUCGGCUUUGGACUUCAGUUUUUUCCCUCUCAAAUUUCUUCACUUGCUCGGUCUUUUUCUGCCACUUAACCUAGAUUUAACUCGGUGUGUCAAAAUGUAUUUUCUAGCCUCCCAAAGCACGCGCUCAACAGUGUCCUUCUCGUGAGGCUGCGAGCUUGAGCGCCCAUCCAUCCAUCCGUCCGUCCAUCCACGGGCUUUGUGAGGUGGCAGUCUGAAAUGUGCAUCAUCAAGCUUGAUGUUGUGCGGUAACAGAGGAAACUAUACACAGAGGUUGAUGCGCACCUUUUGGAGCUGCUCACAUCUCCGACAGGUGUGCGGCUGUGCGCAAAGCGGAUCCGUCUGCGGCGCAAAGUGCGUAUAUUUCCAGUGCAGACAGGCGUCCUGGGUGCGUGUCCAACUAUUUGGACAAAACGCCGAGUUCGUCUAACAUGUGGACCUGGGACGCAUGCAACAGAGAGCCCUAACCAUGAGGAGGAGCCGACACCGCGCAAAUAUGGGACUUCUCGUGCUUUUCAGAUGGCUUGUAUUCACAUUAGUGGUGCCCGCCUGGCUGCUCGCUGCUCCGAGCGGCAUCCGUGAGCGUCCCUGCCCCCAGAGCUGUAGAUGUGAUGGGAAAAUAAUAUACUGCGAAUCCAAUGCCUUCCGUGACGUGCCAAACAAUGUGUCAGUAGGCACACAGGGCCUCUCCCUGCGUUACAACAGCCUGGUGAACCUCAGAGCCCACCAGUUUGCAGGCCUGAGUCAACUCGUUUGGCUCUACCUCGACCACAAUUACAUCAACGAUGUGGACGGCCAGGCUUUCCACGGCAUACGGAGACUCAAAGAACUGAUUCUCAGCUCCAAUAAGGUCACACAUCUGAAAAACAACACUUUUCAUGAUGUUCCCAAUUUACGUAACCUCGACCUUUCCUACAAUAAACUGCAGGUUCUGCAGCCCAAUCAGUUUGUGGGUCUACGGAAGCUGCUCAGUUUACACUUGAGGUCAAACUCCUUAAAAACUGUCCCUAUGCGAGUUUUUCUCGACUGUCGCAAUCUGGAGUUUCUUGAUAUUGGCUACAACAGGCUACGGAGCCUCACACGCAACGCCUUUGCAGGACUCCUAAAGCUCAUCGAGCUUCAUCUGGAGCACAACCAGUUUGCAAAGAUUAACUUUGCUCAUUUCCCCCGCCUGACUAAUCUGCGGGCGCUCUAUUUGCAAUGGAACCGUAUCCGACUGCUCACCCAGGGCCUGCCGUGGAUGUGGACCUCCUUGCAAAAGCUGGACCUCUCAGGAAAUGAGCUCCAGUCGUUGGACCCAAGUACAUUUCAAUGCCUCCCUAAUCUGCAGACUCUGAACCUGGACUCCAACAAGCUCAGCAAUGUGUCCCAGCAGGCGGUGGAGGCUUGGAUCUCCCUCACCACCAUCAGUCUGGCUGGUAAUUUGUGGUACUGUAACCCCAACAUAUGUCCCCUGGUGGCCUGGCUCAAGGCUUUUAAGGGGAACAAGGAGACCACUAUGAUUUGCGCCGGCCCAAAGGAGGCACAAGGAGAAAAAGUGACCGAUGUGGUGGAGACUUAUAACAUCUGUACAGCGACACCGGCCCCCGUCCCCUCAACGACAACCCCCCUCACUUCUGCUUUCCAGCCUGAGCUGCUGCCUUUUCCCACGCAGUCUGUGAUGGACAAGAAGCUGAUCUGGAACAGGACAGUCUCCCCUACUCCUUCCGAGGCCUCCCCCACCAUCCCUCUGCCAGACACUGAGUAUGUGUCCUUCCACAAGAUCAUAGCUGGUAGCGUGGCCCUGCUCUUAUCAGUGGCUAUAAUUCUGCUGGUGAUCUAUGUCUCAUGGAAGCGAUAUCCUAGCAGCAUCAAACAGCUCCAGCAGCGCUCGGCGGUUAAAAAGCGCCAGAAAAAGGCACGGGAGACCGAGCGCUCCCUUAAUUCACCACUGCAAGAGUACUAUGUGGACUACAAGCCUUCACACUCAGAGACUAUGGAUGUGCUGGUUAAUGGGACAGGACCUUACACUUACACCAUCUCAGGCUCCAGGGAAUGCGAGAUACCGCGGCAGCUGAGUGCUCUGACGUUGUACAGGUGUGAGCAGUCGGUUCUGGAUUACUGCCAUGCCCACCUGUCACUGCACCUCAACGUGGGCAUGGAGCCCCCAACUCAGGCACUGGGAGGUCCGAGGCCAGCCAAGUACCGCCCGGGCCUAAUGGCUCCCCUCCCUUCUGAGCCUGUGCUGCCUUGCCCCCAGACCCACUCCCUCCACCAGUGAGCUGUGUACACUGUGAGGCUCUGUGUCCAAACUACUGUAUGUCUGCUGCACAGAGUCAGUGGACCACUCACAUGAAACACAAGGCUGUGUGGGAGGGAACUGGGACUGGUAAAGAAGCAAAGGAGACAAUUAAUCUACUGCAGAGCAUCUUGGACCCAGGGUAAUGAAAAUGAAAAUAUUUCUCAGUGGAAAUAAAAGGGGUGCAGCAGUAUUGAUUAGUGAGCUUCUGACCUACCUGACCCCAAAUGUCCUCAAUUAGCAAAGGAGGCUGAACAGCAGCAUGACUUUUCCACGUUCUGCUCUGCCUCUUGAGGAGCAUUAAGGCUAAUAAUUUAAUGAUUUGUUAAUCUUCUUAAAUAUAUUUCCUCUACUGCUCCUCAUCCGGGCACCUCUCUGCUGCGUCAGGUAAAGUAAUCAAAUGCAAAAUACUAUUAACAGAGCAGGGAAACAGCAUGAUAAGCAAUUGAGUAGCAGAACAAAUGAAAGAUCAGCCAAGCUAAAAGGCUUUCUGCUGCUUUUUCUGAUCACGCUGUCAGUCAGAGGUCUCUCUCUAACUCACGUCCCUGUGGCGUUUUCCAUCUCGAGAAAUGAGCCACCCAAAUGAAAUUACCCAAGACGAGGGGAGCAAGUCAGAAAAUAACGGACAGUAAUUGUCAUAUAAAAUGUACAGCCUUCACAUCUUGCCGGCAGUAAGUAUAAUUUACAUGGUGAUUUUUGAUUUCCUAUAAUUAUUUGGGAUGUUGAUCACGUUAUAAUUAAUUUAAUCGAGCUGAGAAAUAAACAGAUGAAAAAUAAACACCAGAUCUCGGUGCACUGGGAGGUUCAGAUAUUUACUUUUCACCAUCCAUUUAAAUCGCUCUUGUAGUUAAUGGGUUUCUGUUUUUGAAAUUUGUUCUUCAGCCAUGUAUCUGAUUGUGCACUCAUAUAUCUACAUGUGUGUGCUUUUUACAAGAUGUUACAUUAUAAUAUAUGGUAAAUAAACUGUGGUAAAUUACCAGUAACAGUGUCAUUCAUCAAGAUCAGCCGUGUCAACCCAACCAACGGUGGUUAAGACCGAAGAGCACAGCACUUAAGGCAAGACUGCUUAAUAAUCUAUGUGUCUGGUUUUUGCCUUUAGUGAUCAAGACCACAAUGGUAACUUUCACUUGCUUUUCUCUCCCCCUGUGACUGUGUGUGACCGUUAUCUGACGUAAUACAGUAUACUCCACUCUC